GUUCAUUCAGUUCAUUCAGUCACAGAGUUGGUAGGAUUUUGACGAAAACCAUUGCAUUUGCGUGCAACGAAAACGGUUUUCUGCCUCGAGUCUUGUGUGAAGUGCGUUUACUGUGUGUGUUAAAUCAAAUAAAAUUAAACUGUAGUGUAAAAGCAAGUGAUUUUUUGUGUUCUGUGUGAUAAUGGCAACGGAAUUUCCGCCGUCGCCCGCGUGAACAAGUAAGACUCUAGAGCAGUGAACCUCACGUGCGAGCCGCCUCAAGCAUCAACCGACCACAAUGAAAAUGGUGUUGUCACAACGGCAACGAGAGGAGCUGAACAAAGCGAUUGCCGAUUAUCUAGGCAGUAACGGUUACAAUGACGCGCUGGAAGCGUUCAAGAAAGAAGCCGACAUGACCGGCGAGAUGGAUCGCAAGUUCGGUGGCCUCUUGGAGAAGAAAUGGACCUCCGUCAUCAGACUUCAGAAAAAGGUUAUGGAACUGGAAUCUAAAUUGUCGGAGGCUCAGAAGGAAUUCAUCGAGGGUGCUCCAACGCGAGCUAAGCGCACUCCAACAGAAUGGAUUCCGCGUCCACCCGAGAAGUUUUGUCUCACUGGACACAGGGCCACUAUUACUAAGGUAAUAUUUCACCCCGUGUUCAGCUUGAUGGUGUCCUCGAGCGAGGACGCAACCAUAAAAGUUUGGGACUUUGAGAGCGGCGAGUACGAACGAACAUUGAAGGGUCACACCGACUCCGUACAGGACAUUGCAUUCGACCACCAUGGAAAAUUACUUGUGUCUUGCAGCGCCGACAUGUCGAUCAAGCUGUGGGAUUUCAAUCAGACGUUCGAGUGCAUCAAGACUAUGCACGGACACGACCACAACGUCUCCUCGGUGGCUUUCUCUCCUAGCGGCGACAUCGUGUACUCCGCCAGUCGGGAUAAAACUAUCAAAGCCUGGGAGGUCGCCACUGGGUACUGCAUCAAGACAUACAAAGGUCACCGCGAGUGGGUGCGUAUGGUGCGCGUGUCGCCGGACGGGACCCUGCUCGCUUCCUGCUCAAACGAUCAGACCGUGCGCAUAUGGAACGCGGACACUAAUGAAUGCAAGAUGGAACUUCGCGAACAUGAGCACGUGGUGGAGUGCGUGUCGUGGGCCCCCGAGGCUGCCGCCGCCGCCAUCAACGAGGCCGCCGGAGGAGACAACCGCCGCGCCAACCACACCGGACCCUUCCUCGCCAGCGGCUCGAGGGACAAGUCCGUUAAGAUCUGGGAGGUGAGCACGGGCCAGUGCCUGGCGACGCUGGUGGGGCACGACAACUGGGUGCGCGGCGCGGCGUGGCACCCCGGCGGCCGCUACCUGCUCACCGCCUCCGACGACAAGACCCUGCGCGUCUGGGACGUCGCGCACACGCGCUGCCUCAAGACCCUCUAUGCGCAUCACCACUUCGCCACCAGCCUCGGUAUCCUAUACCUCAUUAUCCUUUCCUACUUUACUUUGCUUGCGUCGUAUUCCUCACUGCUGAGGGUCUUUUUUUUCCUUCCUAAGCUGAUGGUCUUGAGUGACCAUAUCAGCUUCGCGUUCUGGACAAAAAGUCCCACUGUAAUUGAGACUUAAAAUUUAAACAUCUGUGUCAUUAUGAAGUAAUGUCUUCUAUCCUUUUCUAAUAGAAUCGUUUUUUUUAUUUUCAGAUUUCCACAGAAGCUUGCCAUACGUGAUAUCGGGCAGCGUAGAUCAGACCGUCAAAGUUUGGGAGUGUCGCUAGAAGCAUUGCCAUUUUAGUAACUUAAACUCACCGAUGAUAUCUUUAUCAUUAUAUUUUCACGUUCGAUAGCUACAGUGAGGGCAAAUCAAUUACGCGGGGUCGUUCAGUUCGCAUCCAACAAUAUUGAUUUUGCUUUCAUUCAUCAUUGUGGUUUAUUUCGUACAGUUGACGAUGCUAUGUCUGUACACGCACUUUCAUGAUCUAGAUCUAUCCGGCUCAAAUUGAAUUUGUAAUCCGUUUAUAUUUUUGGCAUAGAUUCGCACAUUCCAUUAAAAUACGAUCCUAGAUAGUUAUCAGCUUGUUCUUGCUUCCGUAACGUGUACAAUGUCAGUUCUCUAUAACCGAUGACGUAGCAUUCGUCCUAUAACGUUCACCCGAUCGAAACGUUGGAGUGGGGAGUAAAAGCUGUGUUAUAAUUUAACAUUUCAAUAAUCUGUUUUAUUUUAUAGUUAUUGUUUAUUCGUAAGAAUGUGUUAGUUAAUAAAUUUUAUUUCGUACGAAUAGUUAAAUGAUUUCUACAAUGUCAGCUCUAGAAGAACUUGUACCUUGAUUUGUUUAUUUUUAAUUUAGCUAUGUUAAAUUUUAUAUUGAUGAUUAUUCAUGACAGUCAUCUACAAAAUAGUCAUACUGAUCAGCACAUGUCAUUAGAGCACCAGAAUGCCUGUUCAUCCUCCCAUCUGCAAUGUACAUAGACUGUAGAUGUUCGUCUCAACUCGAUAUGAUGUUCAUUACGUUUGUUGGCUGGCAACGCUAACAGCAUUAAUGAAUGUCUAUGGAGACCGCAACUCUAUGUGCAUACAUUUACAAAUCGUUUUUAAACGAAACUGCAACUUAGUCAACGCGCUUUUACAAUAUCAGUUUCAUAUGGACUUAUUUUAAGUUUUGGCAAUUCAAAACUUUAACUAUAAGUUAGUGCGUUAUAUUUUGAUGUUUUUUUUUUUAUUAUUAUUAAUAAUUAUUUAUUUAUAGUGAGGUUUUUUUUAACUUUAACGUCUCAAACGAAAAUUGCUGUUUUAGGUGCAUUGAAUUGCUAUUUGUGUGUUUUUCAAGUUUGUCUUUACAUUUUACGUCAUUAUCAAUUUAUCAUACAGUAAAUUAAUUUAAAUUAAAAUGUGUGAUUAUACGAUUAAUAUUUUUACUUUCAACUUCAUAUUCGCGGUAGCUAGAUUCAUAUAAACGAAUGCCUAUUUAGUUCAAUAUAUAAGUUAUUUAUUGAAUUAUUUGUGUUGCCUGGUAAAAUAAUCGAUUACGUAGUUCUAAUAAAGUAUGUAUGGUGUAAUUUUAUAUUCUGCUUUGCCGUUACGGCUAGUGCAUGAGUAAAAUAUGAAUGCCCUGUGUAUUACUCUUGAGAGCUAGCCAGCAUUAUCGCUAAUAUUGUAUUAGACGUAGGCCUUGCUGCUUUCCCGCAGUAUAUAUAGAUGUAUCUUAAAAUAUGCUUACGUUACGGCAAUGAUGUUAGCUAUAAAAUAUGUAAUAGAUUGUUUCUUAACGAACAUUAGAUUUGCUUAAUAUCAUAUAAAUCCAUAUGCCGUGUUCAAAGAGAUUAUAAAACUAAUUCGAAAUAGCUAUUAUAUCUAACAUGCUCUUAUCUUAAGAUUAUCAAUCACAAUUCACCGAACUACUAAAAUAAUACAACAGUAUCUAAAUUCUUGUAUUGUGAUAAAUAUUUGUAGAUAAUAUUACAACUUGGGGUUUUAAAAAUAAUAACAAUGAUAAUUCCGAAUAUUCGUCUAAUUUCAAAUUUGUAUCAAUAUCAGAAUAAGAAGUUAAAGAAAUAUUAUUAGUUUACGCAUUUAGAUGAAAUGCUUGUACAACCAUAAUAGUAUGAUCUCUUUGAAAAAUGGUAGUUUGCAAAGUAGAAUGUGUAUGAUGCAUAAUUUUAAGAUGUUUGUAAUACAAUUUAUUGAAUAAAGUAGGUAUUUGCACUCACCAGUUUAUGCUUAAAUAUAUUAGAAAUAAAAGCUAAAAAUGUUUGCAUAACGUGUGAAGAAAUAUCUUGUUUCCUUCUAGUACUAAAUACAAAUAGCGUGGCAGUCUUGUAUGUAAACAACAUUUACGAUUUGCCUGUAUUCAUGGAAAAUUACCAAAACUAAAUGUACAUUUGGUUUAAUGUUUUCUGUAAAUAAAUAAACAAUUAAAUACCUAAUUUAUUCCAAA
Molecule: messenger RNA, 3899 nt
Organism: Bombyx mori (domestic silkworm)
Lineage: Eukaryota; Metazoa; Arthropoda; Insecta; Lepidoptera; Bombycidae
Product: lissencephaly-1 homolog
Exons: 9
Coding region: 278-1594 (438 amino acids)
Biological process (GO): vesicle transport along microtubule; retrograde axonal transport; establishment of mitotic spindle orientation
Cellular component (GO): neuron projection; microtubule associated complex; nuclear envelope
Molecular function (GO): dynein complex binding; microtubule plus-end binding; RNA polymerase II general transcription initiation factor activity
Source: RefSeq, a predicted model, not a curated record